Molecule: messenger RNA, 1914 nt
Organism: Plasmodium knowlesi strain H
Lineage: Eukaryota; Apicomplexa; Aconoidasida; Haemosporida; Plasmodiidae
Product: sporozoite-specific protein S10, putative
Exons: 2
Coding region: 1-1914 (637 amino acids)
Source: RefSeq, a predicted model, not a curated record
AUGAGGUUCUUUCAGGUGGUAUUGCUUUUGGUGAUCCCCUUCACGGUUAGCCACUUGUACAACAACGGAAAGCUGAAAUGUGGAAAAUGGGAUGUUAGAAACUAUUCCGAAGGGGGAAGGUGGAGAAUUCUUAACGGAGAAGACGGUAGGGAUGCCCUACCAAGUGGUAAUUCACGAGAUGCAAGAAAUGAUGAACAUAGUGUGAAUGAACAAAUUUCUCCUACAGUCCGAAUUAAACAGGUUGAAUUUAUUGACAAAGAGACAGGGGAAAGUACGCUUGUAGAUGUGGAGGAGGGAGGUAGGAACAAUUCCCGUCAUGCCACAGAAAGUGAAUCCUCUUUGCGUGGGAGGAAUUUGACGGAUAUAUCUGCUGAUGAAGAGAAAGGAAAAAUGUUGCAGGAAGAUGGUGGGGGAGUAGGGCGAACUACUUCAAGUUCGAUGAUGAAAAAAACAGUUGAAGGUAGCAAUGGUACGAGAGAUCUUAUACAACAUAGAGAAGAAGAAGAGAAGGAGGACGAUUCGAAAGCAAACAUACAAGGUAAUGCAGAGUUGGAACUAAAGAGCAUACCAAAUGGAAAAAUGGCAUCCAUAAAGGAUAACGAGUCGAACCUGGUUAGAAAUAUAAUUAGCCAAAUUAAUUAUGCGCGAAGCAUUGGGGAAUUGAUUAAAAUGACUGAUGAAGGGGAGACACAGUUCUCAGGAAGAAGUAUCCUUCCGAAGGUAGAAAAGGAACGAGGAAAUCCUUCACCGGAUGUCAUUUGGGGGGGAAAUAAUCCAAAGGAGGAAAUUCAGAAAGGAAAUAAGAACGAUGAAAUGAUAAAGGGAUAUGCAAAUGUACUGUUAAACGAAAGGAAAAACACCUUGAAGGAGAACGUUCGUAACUUGCUAAGCAGAGUUUUUAAUUUAAUCGUUCGCGAAAAGCUAAUGACUCGUAUGUGCCAGAGGGGGGAGCAGCAGGAUAGGGAAGAUAAAUCGAAGGGUGAAGGAUGCGCUAAAAGGAAAAACUGCGAGUGCAGUGAUGGGAAGAAACCCACGCCGAGUUCAUCCGAUAACCCAAGAGGCGACCCCACGAACUGCGGUCUUCCAAAACUGAGUACAAACAAGUUCUAUCAAUCAGAAGAUCUUUACAACUACUACAUUUCCCUCGAGGAAAUGCUGAAAAGCAGAAUGAUUCGGUGGAAAACAGAUCGAGUAUCAAAGUACUUCACCUUCUACCCAAGCAAAAAAAUAAAAGACAACCUAGAAGAUGUGACGGAGAACAAGGUAUUUAUAGAAUCCGUUAGAAGCAUCUUAUUCGAUUCACAUAAUAAAAAAGAACAAAAUGUUUACACAAGUUUUGCCGUUGUUGUUGAGACAUUAUUCUCCUUAAUAAAGGAAGAAAAGGUAAUUGUUGAUAUGUAUUCUUAUGUGAAUUUAUUUUUCCAAGACUUAGACAUUCUAAACUCGAAGGUAUUGCAUUUUCUCAUAAACUCAUCGAUUGAAAAUUCUAAUUUUUUAAUCCCCCCGGACGAUUUGUCCCUAACCAACUUUGAAUACAUUUUAGCCAAGAUAUAUUCUCGCUCCGUUUUGGCUAAUAUUUUAAGCAAAAAAAUGAAUCAUUCGGAUUCUAAAAAAUUGUCAGAUUUUCUCAUCAGUAGGAACAACGAUUUAAAGUUUACUUUUCUCGAGAAGGUAGAGAUUCUGGACUCCGCUAUUCCUAAUGAAGACGGUUCAUCCAUGGUGUUGAGGAAUUCAGGGGAUCAAGCGAGUGGCCCCGUCCAGGUGGACGAUGACACUUUGUGUAAAUUUAUUCCCAUUAGGAAGAAACUACUGUACGAAAAACUGAACGUCACGAGGAAAGUCGCCGAAGAAGUAAUCCUGGAUUACCUCUUCCGAUUACUCGUGAGGAAGGUGCAUGAUUAUGUGAUGGAGUGA